Ceratotherium simum simum (southern white rhinoceros) is the source of this 1566-nucleotide messenger RNA. The record is from RefSeq and is a predicted model, not a curated record. NCBI's taxonomy places the organism in Eukaryota, Metazoa, Chordata, Mammalia, Perissodactyla, Rhinocerotidae.
GAGAAAAGUCAUUGCUGCCCACAGUCUGGAGGCGGGGGUGAUGCUGUGACCAUUCCAGCUUUUCUCCCUCCUGUGGACAGCAAAACUGAAGGACACUGGACAGGCGGACAUGCUACUAUGAUCCCUCGACUCCUUUCCCUCCUCUGUUUCAGGCUGUGUGUUGGCCAAGGAAACAUAAGAGGAGAUGGGUCACUUCCCAAGCCCUCUCUCAGUGCCUGGCCCAGCUCAGUGGUACCUGCCAAGAGUAACGUGACACUGCGAUGCUGGACUCCUACCAAGGGUGUAAACUUUGUUCUCAGAAAGCGAGGAACUCCUUUGGAGUCCUUGCAGUCACCUGAUUCCACAGUGGUUCUGGGUGAAUUUUACCUCACUGAUCUAAAAACCAGUAAUGCUGGAGAGUACACCUGUGAAUACUACAGAAGAGGGAGCCCACACACAAGUUCUCGGCCCAGUGAUGUCCUUCUACUGCUGGUGACAGGAAAUUUACCUAAACCUUCCCUCCAAACCCACCAAAGGGGUAUGGUGACUGAGGGAGAAAAGGUGACCCUACAGUGCCAGAAACCAGAUUUUGGGAUUGUCCCUGUAAUGUUUGCUCUACUGAAGGCAGGAUCUUCAAUGCCCAUCCAGCUCCGGAGUCCAGCAGGGAAGGAGACAGACUUCUCCCUACAGAGUGUGACAGUCAAUGACACAGGGAAGUACAGUUGUGUGUACUACCAGACAAGGGCUCCUUUCUGGGCCUCAGAACCCAGCAAUCAUGUUGAGGUCCAGGUGACAGGGUCACUUCCCAAGCCCUCUCUCAGUGCCUGGCCCAGCUCGGUGGCACCUGCCAAGAGUAACGUGACACUGCAAUGCUGGACUCCUACCAAGGGUGUAAACUUUGCUCUCAGAAAGGAAGGAAUUGCUUUGGAAUCCGUGCAGUCACCUGAUUCUGUAGAGGGCCUGGGUGAAUUUCACCUCACUGAUCUAAGAAACAGUAAUGCUGGAGAAUACACCUGUGAAUACUACAGAACAGGGAGCCCCCACACAAGGUCACAGCCCAGUGAUGUUCUUCUACUGCUGGUGACAGGAGAUUUUCCUAAACCUUCCCUCCAAACCCAUCAAAGGAGUAAGGUGAUUGAAGGAGAAAAGGUGACCUUGCAGUGCCAGAAGCCAGAGACCGUGACUGGGACUAAAAUGUUUGCUCUACUGAAGGCAGGAUCUUCAAUGCCCAUCCAGCUCCAGGGUCCAGCAGAGGAGGAGACAGAAUUUUCCCUUCAGAAUGUCACAGUCAACGACACUGGGAAGUAUAGCUGUGUGUACUACCAGACAAGGGUUCCUUUCUGGGCCUCCCACCCCAGUGAUCACCUUGCAAUCUGGGUGACAGAUGCCACAUCAAGAGAUUACACCAUGGGGAACCUCAUCCGACUGGGUGUGGCUGCCUUAAUUAUGGUUAUUACGGGGGCUCUCCUGGUUGAAGCCUGGUGUUGCCAGAAGGAGUCUCCACAGGGAUCCAGGUAAAACAACUGAACACUUCUUUUUUUCAUGGUCUGUUAUAGAGGUGGGGGUCUUUAAACACCAUACUUUACC